Plutella xylostella (diamondback moth) is the source of this 2113-nucleotide messenger RNA. The record is from RefSeq and is a predicted model, not a curated record. Lineage: Eukaryota; Metazoa; Arthropoda; Insecta; Lepidoptera; Plutellidae.
GCAAAGCGGAAGGAGAAGGAUUGGAGAUUUAUUAUUUCUGGUUUUCUGGGGUUUAUUUGCACACAGAACAGAUUUCAGAACGAAAUUUCUAGUCUACUGUCACUGUCAAAAUAAUGUCAGUGUCAAACUCGUAAUUUUUGCAAAACUAAAAACUCCUCAAUCUCAAAUUUUAUCAAAUUUCAUGUUAAAAAUACCCGCUAUUAAUGAAAAUAACUAUUAAACAUACUGAGAUAUUACGGGUACACCUAAAUAAAUUUGCCAGUUCGGCCUACAUUUAAAUAAGCUUUAUUUAAUUGGCUUUUGUUAUGUCUUAGGAUAGGAGGUGUGUUUUCGUGAACCAAGAACUUCGUCUAUUUAUUUUUCUCCAGUCUAAAUCCUAGUGCCAUGAUGGACGGGAGCAGUGACUCGCUCUCUGUGAUGGGCCCAACGCUCGGGAGCUCCCCGGCCGUGCUGCUGACGCCGGGGCGAACGCGGAACAUCGCGCAGGACAUGGAGGCUCUACGCCUGUCUCGCCAGGACAACCCCUAUCUGCAGCAAGUGAUGGCGAGUAGAGAGAGCCUCAUCGAGAGUCACCCCGAGGAGUGUGAGUCCGACGACACUAUCCUCAUGUCACAGGAGUUUGGAAGUACAGCGCUCAGUUUGGUGGAAGACGACCCUCUCACACUGAAGGAGGUCCAUGAGCACAUGAUCCGGUCCCCUCCACCUACCAGCUGCUGGCCUCAUGACUCGCUCACACAACGAGCGGCGAGUGCCUUCGACUUCGGCGGCGACGGGCCGCAGCUGCUGAGCUCGCACUCCGUUGACGGACAGGUGGACCAGGAGUGCGGUCGCUCCCCGCGCCGCCCGCGCGACAGCAGCGCCGCCCGCGCGCGCUCCUCGAGCCAGGCCUCCCCGCGCCCCCGCGCCCCCUCCCGCCCCCUGUCUCUGCCUGGUGAAAGCCACCUGAAGCUCAACAAGAAGCAAGGAGGCCAGACCAGCGAGAAAUUCUCCUUACUACAGCAUCCGAGGCCGCUGAGACGACGACAAGACGACAGCGUGAGAUUGGUCGCAGAUUGUGACAAGUAGCAAGGAAGAUGCUCAGAAGAAGGAGAAAGGAGGUUAUAGUGUUGUCUGUGGACUGACAGUUGUGUUUGACAGCUGAUGUAUUGAGGGUAGACUUGAGAUUAUUGAUUAUUGCAGGUUAUGUGAGCUGUUGAUGGAUAUGUAUGGAGUGGAUUGGUCGGUUUUUGUUUACCAUCCAUGUAUCUUGUAUUCGAAUUCGAUUCUAUUCGAUAAACAAACGUAUCAGCGUAGCGAGCAUGAACUAUUCGUCGACUCAAUCGAUCGUUUCGAACGUUGGUAUAAAUAAAAAACGAUUGCGGCCCCCUAGCAUUUAGCAAGAGUUUAGUCUCGCGUUUUUUCAUAUAAUAUGAGAUCGAAUCGAAUUCAUGCUUGCCUCUUGGAUACAGAUUUUUUCGCAUGACCCAUCGCAAGAAGGAUGAUGUAGGUACUUACAACUACCUCUAGAUAGUAAGGGUUAGUCAGCCAAGAAUAUGGCCAAAAUUUCGGUAUUUUCAUGACACAAUUAAAACUUUCUUUAAAAAGAAAAACACCAAAGAAACAUUUUAACUAACAUGCUUCCAAUUUUCUAUCAGUUGGCUAGUAAAUGUAAAAUAUACCUAAUAAAAAUGAGAAUUUGCUCAUAAAAUAAAUAUUUCAUAGUGGAUUCAUUGAACACUUUUGAAUGUGUUAUCUAUUAUUUAUACUUGGGGAAAAUACACCACACAGUUUGUAUAUUAAAUACUAUAACAAAAUGUGCUUUUAGCAACAUUCUAAACUUAAUUAUACAGAAAGAUAUGUAGGUAUAAUGUAGUCGUGAAAUAGUAAAAAUAUUAAGUUUCUAGUCAAUAUGAAUAGUUAAUUAUUUUUAAUGCGUGUUUUAUGUACCUAUGCAUCCACAAGUAUGAAACGAUGUUCUAGAUCUUACAUUAUUUUAAUUUAUAUUCAUAAACUCAUCUUGCCAUUUUAUGGUUACGGUAUGUUUUUAUGACUUACUUUUUUGAAUUUUAAUAUAUACCAACAAAUGUUGUAUGGAGGUGCCCGUUUCAUAUAAAUUUUACCAAAGUGGUUCCGG